ACCCGACUAUUACAGAUGUUUUUCAGGGGUUUUUUUUGGAGUGCAUGGUUAUGAUAGAGAACAAUAAAUUCCAAGAGCUAUCUCAAAGCUCGCACAGCAAUCGUCCCAUUACAUCGCCAUUGCUCAUCUACACCAAAUCAAUGAAAUCUUGUCAAAUAUGAGCUACCACAGCUUGCUUUUUAAGAUACGGAUUUAAAAAAAAGGAGGGGGAAAAAGGAUACAUGAUAGCGUAAAGGAAGUUAAAUAUUUUGUGUAUCAGCCCUGCAUUGCUAGUUGCUCCCUGAGAUUCGCGUGUUGGAACAUUGCCGCCUCACCGCUCUCUACCAAACCAUGUGUUAUUUUAUCACUACGGAUAACAGUCUAUAGGAGAAUUCUUUUUUUUUUUGACGUAGAACUAUAUCGAAAUCCUAUUAUUUUGUUUUAAUAAGAGUUAGUUAAUAUGGCAGAAUAUAAAAGACGUUUACAAUGUGCGACGCAUCGGCGGAAAACGGUGAAAUUUGAAUCCAGUAUCCCAAGUUAGAACCCACUGCGAGUGUAUAGGACCAAAACACGCGACCCUUGUUAUAAGGCCUUUUAUCAAAUCAUCUUCUGGAAGAUUGUGCCUUUUAUUCGGAAUUAUCACACAGUGUUCGUCCAUGGAUUUACACAGUGGCGGGGUAAUCUUACAGCUUUUGUUGAAAUGAGUUAGGGACAUUUAAAAAGAUUCAGUGGGACUCGAUUUCUUGCAUAAAAGGAAUAAAAUCAUGGAGAAAGGCAGGUCGGUAGCGACCAAGAGGCGUCUAGAGACGGACAAGUGUCUGCGAUGUUCUCUAUGGAUGUUUUCGGGAAUAGCCAUCUCUCUGAUGGUCAUAUUGCUGGGGUUCACGAUAUGGACGCUAGUGUCAUACCAAAACACAGUUACCGCCCUUCAAUCAAGGGUCGAUAAACUGGAAGUGGACCUCGAUUUAAUCCGAUCUGGCAAAGAGGCCUUAAUCGCCAAAACAGUUGAAGAAGAAGUUUCUAAGAGGUUAGAAGUGAUGAAAACGCAGCUACUAGCAUUCUACACGCAUUCCCAGCCCAGGUACAGAAGACAAGCCUGUAAUUGUCAAGGACAGAAAGGAGACAGGGGACCUAAAGGUGAUUCCGGCUAUCCCGGGUUCCCGGGUUCUAUUGGGCAAACCGGACCGCAGGGAGAACCCGGUCAACCAGGACCCCCUGGACUGAAGGGAGAAAAGGGGGACAAGGGUAAUGAGGGGUUACCUGGGUACGAUGGAGCACCGGGCCCAAAGGGGGUCAAAAGGUCAAUACGAUUCCAGGACGAAACCUUCCGAAAUAUAGUAGACCUAAAGGGAGCGUCUUAUGAAGUUAUAACGAUAAAGGGAGAGCCCGGAGAACCUGGGGCUAAGGGUAUACAGGGAGACCCGGGCGAACCCGGACCCAAGGGAGACACGGGACUGCCUGGAUUUGACGGUUUACCUGGACCAACUGGACCACCUGGAGAACCUGGGCCAAAGGGAGAUCGCGGUAUACCAGGAAACCCUGGAGUACCGGGAAGUAAGGGUAUGAUUGGGGUUCAGGGGCUUCCUGGUAGGGGUGAUCCGGGACCUCAAGGUCCAAAAGGUCAGCAAGGAGAGAUAGGCCUUCCGGGCUUACCAGGAACUAAAGGCUUGAAAGGCGACAGAGGACGACGCGGGAAAAAAGGAAAGCGUGGAAAGCGUGGGGUUGGUCGACUAGGACCCCGAGGUCCCAUUGGUAAAAGAGGCCUUCCAGGGCUACAGGGUUCAAAAGGUGACAAGGGUGCCCCAGGAGAACAGGGAGACAGGGGCCUGGGUAUUCCUGGUAAAGAUGGAAAGCCCGGCACAAGAGGGAUCCCUGGAGAUAAAGGUGAAAAGGGUGAUGAAGGUCCGCUAGGACCUCCGGGAAAUGAUGGUCAGAUAGGACCUCCGGGACUACCUGGGCCUCCGGGAGACACCAGCAUUAUAGAUACCUCUGAUUAUAAAGGCAUAAGCCGUGUUAUUCCUGGUCCCCCUGGUCCCCCGGGUCCUCAGGGUCAACAAGGAGUACAAGGCAGGCCUGGAAUCAAGGGCGAAAGAGGCCCUGUUGGUAGCAAAGGUGAAAGGGGUGAUAAGGGAGAGGAAGGACAAUUGGGACCCAUGGGAUUGCCCGGGAGCUUUGGGCCGCCAGGUGUAAAGGGAGAACUAGGUGACACUGGUUUGCCGGGCCCGAUGGGUCCACCUGGUCCCCCAGGACCUGAAAGUGCAGGUGCUUGUUCCUGCCCGAAAGGCGAAAAGGGGGAUAGGGGAAGAAGGGGGAAGCGUGGACCAAAAGGAAAUCAGGGGAUUCCUGGAUUAGACGCCCCCUGUCCGGUGGGUGAUAAUGGCCUUCCAUUACCUGGUUGUGGUAUUCAGUAUUAUAAUAAGGGGGCCCCUGGUUAUUCAUGUCCCAUUGGGCCAGACGGCAUACCGCGCUGUGGAAACAACGGCAAUACCAGAGGAUAGAGAUGCGUUGUUUUCCAUGGUGCUUGUUUUCAUCUUCAUCCAUGAUGAAUAACAGGGCGCUGUUAUCCCAGAGAAGUUUGUCAAAUAUUGAAUCAUUGUUUCAUAUUUAUGAAUGUAAAGUUCAAAGAACUUUACUAUUUGACAUUAUGAGUUGAGUAACUACAUUUUAUCAUAUUUUAUAAUCCCACAAUGUUACUCGUUGCUUGUUUAAUUUUUUUGAAUUUUCUAAUGUAAAUUCUACUGAUGUACUUGGAGAUAUUUUGAUACUGAUAACAUCAAAAUAUAUUUGUCAAAAAAUUGAAUGUUAAAAAUGUAUUUUUGCUUAAUUUCAACAUAUUUCUACAGAUUUUCUGUGACUCUUUAACACAUUAUUCUGAAUUCAAACUUGCUUGAUUGCAAAAGUACAAUAAACGUCUUUGCGAACAAUAUGAAAAAUAGUUCAGCAUACACAAUUCGUUUAAAUUGAUAUAAAGAUUUUAAAGAGAUUUUUAAUUAUUUUUUUCUCGAAAAUACGAAUUUUAAUUAACUGACAGUUUAUAUUUCUAAACCGAUUGAAUAUAGCUGAUGUAUAUUUUGAUGAAAUAUAUAUAUACGAAAUAUCAUGCUUCUUAGUUAAUCAAGUUUCGUAUGUAGGCAAACAUGCCACUUUAAAACAAUAGCUCCUAAUUUAUAAAAUGUUUAACAGACAAAUAUUUUUAUUCAAUUAUGUUUUAUUUUGAAGCUCUACCUGAAACAAAGUUGUACAGGUAUAUGAUAUAUAUACAAAGAUAAAAUAUACAAUUUGUAGCAUCAAAAUCAUACUUUGUUGAUGUACAUGUAUAUCCUUUUAAUGUAUAUAUACAAUUCAAUUAAAAUGACGUAAAACACUAAAUAAUCCCAAAUUUUAUUGAUGUUUCAUUGAUACGGAUGCAAUUUUUCCUAGCCAGGGUUUUGUCAAAUGAAUAAUUAAACAUUGAAAUGAAAUAUUUACAGCAAUGUUAUCUAAUAAGUCACUGUAUUUUUCAAAAGCCAUUAUCUCAAUAAGACACGUUUUUUUAAAAUCUAAAGACAUGUCAGAUAUAAAUGUAUUUGCAAAUAAAUAUCUUUCAUACCAAAUUAGACAAGUUAAUUGAUAAAAUAUAAAGCAUAAAUCGAUAGAUGUACAACUGUUCAUUUAAAUUGUUUAUGCUUGUUUUUGUUAAUGGUGUAGUUAACUGCACUUGAUUUUUCAAAAUAUACAUUUUUAUCUUAAUAAAAUAAUAAUCAAUUUA
This is a messenger RNA of Magallana angulata, 3727 nucleotides long. RefSeq names its product collagen alpha-1(XXV) chain-like. The record is from RefSeq and is a predicted model, not a curated record. NCBI's taxonomy places the organism in Eukaryota, Metazoa, Mollusca, Bivalvia, Ostreida, Ostreidae. Bases 744 to 2477 code for a protein of 577 amino acids. The transcript has 28 exons.